ACACCGCAGGACCGAGGCGGGAUCCAGCUUCACAUCAACUCUCCGAACCAGGCAGCCCACAGGUUGCAGACAUGCAUCACUGAGCGCGCGGUCCGGACGCGGGAGAACUGUCGCCACGCUGUUUUUCACCACCUCACCAUGGAGGAUCGGGCCGGUGCAUCAUGGGAACUAAUCUGCAGGGGAACAGACACAACACACGACAAGGACUGAAGGGUCGUCAUGGAGUCUGACAGCUACACCGCAGGCCCGGCCACCACUGACUGGAUGGGGAUACCAGCGGGCCUGGAGGUUACGGAGGCCCAUCAGGAUCAGGGAGGAGAUGCCUCACUGGUCAGUGGUGUGACCUGGCACAUGCCGUACUCACUGGGCUUCCAGGUGUCGCUCACCGCCUUCCUCAUGCUCGAGCUGGUGCUGGGGUUCAGCAGCAACCUGACGGUGCUUGUGCUCUACUGCUCACAGUCUAAUUUGGUGGACUCUGUGAGCAACAUGGUGACGGUCAAUCUGCACGUGUUGGACAUAGCGGUGUGCUUGCUGUGUGUGCCGCUCACUCUGGUGAUGGUGCUGCUGCCGCCAGGACCCAAUCUGGCCUUGCUCUGCUGCUUCCACGAGGCUUGUGUCACAUUCGCCAGCAUCGCCACAGCCAUCAACAUCCUGGUCAUCAGCCUGGACCGCUACGACAUCUCGGUGCGUCCGGCCAACAGGCUGCUGACAACACGGAGAGCGGCGCUGCUCCUUACUGCCGUCUGGAUCACGUCGGUUGCAGUGUUUUUCAUGCCUUUCUUGGAGGUCCAGUGGUCCGGUGCAUCAGAAGCAGAGGAAACAAGUCAGGUGACCUCCUCAGUUGGUAUUGGCGGAACAGCUAUGCCAGCAUGGCGGAACAGGACCCUUCUAUGUGUCGGUGGUCAGGGCUAUUACACAGGUCUGGGAAUGUAUUACCAUCUCAUACUUCAGGUGCCCAUCUUCUUCGUCACCGUGGUGGUCAUGUUGUUCACCUACUCCAGAAUACUGAGGGCUCUGAACAUCCGUAUCGGCUCUCACAUGAGGAAGAGCCAGCGGAGAAGGGGGCGCCACAAGAGACAGAAAGAGAGGAAGGUGGGACUCAGGAGGAACGACGAAGAGGCAGCAGGGGAUCAGUGCACCAUAGAUGGUACCAAACAGCUCAGCCACCCCCCACUCAUUCCUUCCCAGUCUCCAACCCCAACAGCUACCUCUCCCCCCGCCCAGUCCUCCGCCGCUCCUCUCAUCGCCUCUGAGGCCGGCGCUGCCAAUGCCCUGCCGGCCACAAUGGGCGUUCAGGCCUCUGUCUCGGCGAUAAUAGCGCUGCGUCGGGCAGUGAGACGCCAUCGAGAUCGUCGAGAACGACAAAAACGGGUGUUCAAGAUGUCCCUCAUCAUCAUCACGACCUUCCUGGGCUGUUGGGCUCCUCUUUCCGUGACCAACAUACUCAUACUAAGCAUUGGCCCCAGUGACGUCCUGGUCAGCCUGCGGCUCUGGUUCCUGGCCCUUGCUUAUGGCACCACUGUCUCCCACCCGUUGCUCUAUGCCUUCACUCGACAGAAACUGCGCCGUGCCCUUCGUGCCAAAGUGAAGAAACGGGUGGUGUCUCUGCUGCAGGUGGACCCGUCCCCAGGGGGCACGGUGAUCCACAACUCCUGGGUGGAGACCAGAAAAACCAGCCGACAGGUGCGGCUGGAAGCAAGAGAAGGCACAGACCAUCACCUGGCCGAGGCCCUUUGAGGCCGAGACCCUUGGGUCCAGCUGGAAUAAUUAAAAAGCAGAAUAAGGUCGCAGGUGCGUUCCAUCAUGAACUUCACUGAAGCGAGGAGCCGCUGUAAAAAAUGCAAAGAGCACAUUUUUUACCUCUGGGAGACGUUUAAAUGUAACCACCAGCAAGGCCCGGCUAAACACGGCUCCGCUCACCUCAGGCACAGGUUGAAACGGGACGAUGUCGUCAGAAUGGAGCACAUAGCUUCCACACAUGUAAAUGAGGCUGUAUUAUUUGUACCUACUUUGUCAAAUACUGAGGUUUAUUUACACACAAAAAGUCUUUAUGUAACUGUAACCAAGAAUGGGUUUCUCCAGAGAAUGAUCUGAUCUGCUCUCCCACUCAAAUGAUCUUAUGUUCGUUCACUUUGAAUACAUGGAUAUUCUUCGAAUCUAAUCAAUACCAGUCCUGCUUUCUAUUUUGCAGAAGAAACAUUUAGCAAGGAAAAAAACACUGCCACAUAAACUUGAAUAAACCUAAAAAAGGAAGGCUAAAGGAUUUGGUCUAGAGAUGAAGAUCAUGUCUCAAGACAGUAAAAGUGUAAAAUAAGCUUUGCAGUUUUGCACAGAUAUAACAGGGUUAUGUAAAAAUUUGCAUCAGCAGUUGACAUUACUUCAACUUCUUUUCUUCCUAGUUUUUAACUAAUGGUGUAACAUCUUGCAGAAACUUGCAGAUUAGCUGAUCACUGCUUCUUUUUACUCUACUUUGUUCUGUCCAAUACAGUGCCUCGCAUAGAACAACAAAAAAGAGUGCCAAAUUAUAAAAACCAAAAUAAUACAUGGUUAGAAUGUUUUACGAACAGAUCCAGUUGUUUGGGCUGGAGAAUGAAGGAAAAACAAGUAACACCCCCUGAAUUAACCAUCCGCAUGAUGGAACAUGGUGUGGGUUUAUUAUUUUUUUUGGUAGAAAUUUGUAGAAAAUUCUGAAAACCAUGUAACAUUUUCUUUUCAGUUCACAAUCAUGCACUACUUAGCCAUCCUGUGGAGUAAAAUUACAAUGAAACACAAAAAGGUUUUAAGUUGUAAUGAGGCAAAAGAUGAGAAGGUUCAACAGGUAUGAAUACUUAUGCAAGGCACUGUAGAAACUGGCCAUAGAGUUAUAUAUAGUGUAUGUUUUAGUUUUUUUCCUGAUUCAUAGUAAGCUCAAAAGACUAAAUGUUGACAGAAUUGUGGGUGAUGACUGAGAAAAUGAGUCAAACUGGAUAGAAAUAGCAAAAAAAUUACUUUACGUAAACUUUUCACGAAGCAACAGUGGAGCUGAGACCUUCACCAAUGAUAUUUGGAUAGUAUUGAGUAGAUGUCUGUAGCUCAUUGGUGCAGUGCACUUUUUAAGAAACAUGUAUGUACAGUACAUGUUGUAAAUAUCGCAAAGUUGUGAUUUAUUACACGUGAUUCUUCAAAACAAGCAACUUGCUCUGAAAGCGUUUUUUGGCCGACAUUUCUAGAUUAGAGGAGUAUUUCACACAAGACGGCAGCCGGCUCCUGUUCAAUGGGACUAUUGUUAAUAUCAUUAUUAUUAGGACACGUGGUUGCUGUUGACUUCCUGCUUGUUUGCUCACUCUUCUGAAGAUAUGCCCACACUGCAUCCAUGUGAACUGUCGCAAUGCAUUUUUGAAUGUAAACAAAUGGAAAAUGCAAAAUGAUGUUGUUUCACACCAAGAAUGUGCGAUAUUUAUGUGUUCUCUAUGGUGUUGAUUUAUAGUGAAUGUAUCAGAAAUUACUUUAAUUACUUUAAUAAAUCUAAAAGAAAACAUUA
Molecule: messenger RNA, 3520 nt
Organism: Xiphophorus couchianus (Monterrey platyfish)
Lineage: Eukaryota; Metazoa; Chordata; Actinopteri; Cyprinodontiformes; Poeciliidae
Product: G-protein coupled receptor 22-like
Exons: 2
Coding region: 220-1737 (505 amino acids)
Biological process (GO): G protein-coupled receptor signaling pathway; cellular response to hormone stimulus
Cellular component (GO): plasma membrane
Molecular function (GO): G protein-coupled receptor activity; peptide binding
Source: RefSeq, a predicted model, not a curated record